This is a messenger RNA of Didymodactylos carnosus, 663 nucleotides long. Lineage: Eukaryota; Metazoa; Rotifera; Eurotatoria; Philodinida; Philodinidae. The record is from the annotation of a GenBank genome assembly.
AUGCUAACGAAGAAAACAUGUGAGCAUCCAACUAAUCAUCUCAAUGAUAAUACUGAACGGGGUUCCGAAAAAGUUAAAGGUAGUCGUCUGAGAUGGCACAAUGCAGCGCAAGCUGAAGCUUUAACCAACUAUAUUGUACAGCGCUACCGUGCACAAUCAGCAUUCCGUAGGUUGCAAUUCAGAGCAGAUACCCUUCUCUGUCCACGAUGUUACCUCGAAAUGAAAGCUGGAUAUGACAGUAAGAACGUCAUAAAGCAAAAGCGACGAAGUCGAGCCGACGAAAAUGUAUCUGGCACCGAAGAUGAACGUUUAGCAACUAAACCUGAGAAAAAACGAUUCUGCUUAUUUAGUUGUACAUCGGCAACUUAUGCGAGAGGCGAUGACAAAGAGGAAGGGAACGAUUCUCGAGGUGUACAAGAGUCCGCUCUUUCCAAACAACACUUAGUCGUCAGUCCUCAUACCAUAUAUAUCAAAAGAUAUGUAUCUAACCUGCGAAAAAACAUUUUGUCGACACUGGUUGGACACGGGUGCACAUCGAUACCGAAUAAUUUUUUUUUUGAGCACCAAUUCCGUGAUAGUGCAUCGGUGCAAGAUUUUGACGUUCUUUCUGGCAUCGAUUUUACUUUUUCACAGAAAUUUCGAGAAUUUCCACGAGAAUUUUAG